This is a messenger RNA of Funneliformis geosporum, 2169 nucleotides long. The record is from the annotation of a GenBank genome assembly. NCBI's taxonomy places the organism in Eukaryota, Fungi, Glomeromycota, Glomeromycetes, Glomerales, Glomeraceae.
AUGAUUGAUCACCUUUUAGGGAGGCCCUCUCCUUCUUGGAAACGUUUUCAAGUAUUUAUAGUCUCCUUUACCUGGUUUUGGUAUAUCUACAAAGUUGAUAGAAGAGGACCUAAAUUUUGUCAAAAAUGGAAUGAUAAACUUUCCCGAUUCACCCCUUUUCAAUUAGUUGCUGGUACUUUAGCGUUCUUAUAUAUGCUAAAAAAUGCUGACCGCAUGAUAGGACUUGGUGCACCGGAACCACUCUCUCGACUUUACAGUCGUAAUUUUUAUCGUGCAACAUGGAUUCUAACAGCACUUGAUGCCGGAUUUUGGACUGCAAUGCCGAUUCGUCCUAAAUUUCUUAGAGAUAUAAUGUCAAUUGUUUUUUCUAUAUAUUAUUUGAUCUUUGCUGAUCAAGCAGAUGAAAAAAUUCGAAGAAUACGCGCUACAAUUACUGUCGAACAAUUACGCGUUUCUUGGGAAAAGUCUUUGAACCCAAUUUUACGUGCCGCAAUUAGUUUCAGUCAUCCGCGUAUAUUUCAAAAGAAAAUUCAAAUUCCUCGCCCGAAAAAUAAUUCUCACGGCACUCGACCAGUUAUUGGUUAUAUUUAUUAUGCUGGUUCAGUAGAAUCUUUUGCAAAUCAGGAUAAACUUGUACUCCAUUUUCCAGGUGGUGGUUUUAUAGCGAUGUCUCCCCCUUGUCAUGAAGAAUAUCUAUGCCAUUGGGCAAAAAGAACUCAAGUACCUGUUCUGAGUAUAGACUACUCAAAAGCACCAGAGUUCCCAUAUCCUUAUGCUCUAGAGGAAUGUUUUGAUGUUUAUCAAAGUAUCAUGGAAAGCAACGGUGAAGUUAUAGGAAUGACUGGAUUGACAAAUAAAGACGGCAGCAAGAGAAAGCAAAUUAAGGUUGCAAUAGUUGGAGAUUCUGCUGGUGGGAAUUUUGUGACAUCUGUAAUGUUCAAAAUACUUGAAUCCCCAACAGCCCUUCCACAUCCUACCGCGUUAAUUCUUAUUUAUCCCUGCUUGAAUUUUGACAUUACAUGUUGGAUGACGCCAUCUCAACUUUCUGUCAUAAGGGCGGAUUCCGCCCAUACUAUUCCCGGAGUAUUAGAAUCUAAGGAUCAUUUACGUCAUAAAAGUCCUUUGUCAGUAGUCCCUGAUGUUAAAAAGAGAAGGUGGAGAAAACGCUUUUCUGGAUCAAGAGAUGAUGAAAGGACGAUCGAAGAAAGAGUCAAAUAUAUAGACGGUCAUGAUGUGACUGGAAAUCCCAGUGAAAAAAGAUCUCGUCCCGUAAUAGGAACACGAUUGACAAUGACUAGUCGUAUGAGCUUUUUUAAUGAUAGAAUCAUAACUCCUGAUAUGAUGCGUGCAAUGGUAAUUCUUUACCUUGGCCCUAAUAAUUAUCCUGAUUUUAAUUCAGAUUAUUUGCUUUCCCCUAUCGUUGGACCUGAUGAAUUGUUGGCACAAUUUCCAAAAGUUUAUCUUAUGUGUGGAGAGAAAGAUCCUUUUGUCGAUGAUACUGUUGUAUUUGCAGGACGUAUAAGAGAAGCUAAAAGGAGGAAAAAACAAAUGGCAAAUGGUGGUAAAUUUGGAGAAGGUUUAAGAAUGAGCAGCGUAGAGAAAUCGGAUGCUGAUGAUUGGGUAGAGGUGAAAAUCCUUCAAGGGAUGAGUCACGCGUUUUUACAAAUGAUGUCAAUAUUGCCAGAGAGUAAAGGCGCUGUAAGAGCUAUUGGAAGAUGGUUGAUUCAAAGUUUACAAGAAUUACCAGAUUCGAAUUACAAAAAUGACAAUAAUAUUUUAAAUAGAAGUGUACAAGAUCAAGACGAAGGUUUGAUAAUUUCGUCUCGACCUUCUACGAUUAAAGACAUAGCUAAAAUUCAUGAUUUUUCUCAUCAUCAACAGCAAAUUCAAUCUACAUCACCGAAAUCAAAUAUUAAUGUUUCACAUUCGUUUCCAGAUGUUACUUUAGCAAAUGAAAAUUCGCAUAAAUCAUCAUCAUAUCCAAUACAUGUUUCCGCUUCCGAAGUUUCACUAACUCCAGUACAAGAGCGUGAGCGCGUUUUAUGGGAAGAGCAGAAUAUUCUCAAGGAGCAUGAAAUUUUAAAGAGAAGACGAGAUGGUUUAUUAACUCAUCUGACAGAAGGAUGUAAUACGACAACAACAGAUCAAGAAAAUAUCGUUACAAGUUAG